Molecule: messenger RNA, 8997 nt
Organism: Acyrthosiphon pisum (pea aphid)
Lineage: Eukaryota; Metazoa; Arthropoda; Insecta; Hemiptera; Aphididae
Exons: 9
Coding region: 725-8893 (2722 amino acids)
Source: RefSeq, a predicted model, not a curated record
CACACGCGCGCGGCGCGCGCAUACACACAAACACACAAACACACAUACGCACACACACACCGUGCGCGCACAAGACGUUAUCUUCAAUCGCGCAUUGGGUUUUUGUUUUCGACCAUUUCGUUUUUAAUGCUUUGCGACGUCCGACGACGUUCUAGUACUAAUAAAAAUAUCGUGUCGCGGUAAUGAUAGCUAACGACAACCGUUCGUUUUCAACCGGACACCACACACACGGUCCCUCGGGUGUCCGUCAUUUAUAACGUUUCGUGUACGGUGUACCUAGUGUCAGGUCCCGUAAAACUAUUAUUAUUAUUAUUUCGAUACGUCGUCUCUCGCUUCCGCUGAGCAUCGAGAGGAGUAGCUUUACGCACGGCUACCGUGGAUCGCGCGCGCAUUACCGUUUCGCCGAAAAUGUCGUAGCCGCCCGCGCCGCCACCGCCAUAAUCGCCGCUGCACCUGUUGUAGUAGCGCGGCGACAGACAGACGUAUUAUAGACAGCUACCUUUAUCAUCGUGUCGUCUGACAUGUCACCUCGCCGUUGAUUCGGUCGCACGAAUUUACUUCAGGAAUUUACUUAAAGGACACAUAUUAUGUUGUGGACGUCUUACACAUGUAGAGAGACUUACAACUGAGAAACAUAUGCGGGUUCAACAUCCUCUUAAGAAAUAUUUGAUUACAAUGUCAUUGAUCAAAUCUAUACUUAGGUACUCUCAUUAAGUAGAUUCAGAUGAUUGAAGAUCAUAGAUCAAUUGAAUGUAUCAUGUAUCCAGGAAACAAAAUGCCGUCAUCAACUUAUUUUGCUGCAGUUGAAAUGUUUGAGUCAGUAAAUAAAGAUACAAAAAAGGAGUUUGAUAGUAGAGCACUAAAGUUAUUAAACGCAUGGGAGAAGAGUAAUACUUUAAUAUUUGCUGAGUCCUUCACCUCUGAAUUACAUAUUUUUAUGCUUCAAGCCACCAGGGCAUCUGCCACAAUAUUUUUGGAUUUCCGCUGGGAAAAAAUUUCAACAAAAGUAAAUAAGGCCAUAUCUAAAGCUCUGAGACAAAUUAUGAAAGGUUUAAGAAAAUUAGAUCCAAUACAACCAGAAGCAACAAAUUAUUGUCAAUGCUUGUUAUCUUUAAUGAAAAAUCCAUGGGGUCAUCGUAAUUUUUUAAAAUUACUUUGUGGAAAUCCAUCUCACAAAGAAGUUUCAAAAUUUAUCCAGUUUGAAAAUGGUUGUGUGUUUUCUGAGCGCUUAAAAAUUCUUUGUGAGGGAAAAUGUGAAGAUAAAGCACUUAAACUAUCAUCAUUGGUAAUGGAUUUGCAAAACUCGAAAUUAAAAUCCAAAUAUCAGUUUGAAGAAUAUGAUUAUGAAUUCAUUAGAGAUAUUUAUUAUGCAUGCCUUGAAAGGACAAAUAAUAAAAAGGAACUUAUUGGUCAUUUAAUGAAAUAUUCUCCUGAAAAUGAUGGUAAGAUCCUUAUGGAAAAUUAUUGUAAAAAGAUUCAGAAACUUACAAAUAUGCAAAAAGAAAUCAGACCAAGGAUUUGUAAAAAUAUGGUACUUGUUUGUGAGAUGGCUGCUUGCAUCAUGGUUGUAAAUUCAUUGAAAAAUUCUAAUAUUUUUGAAAAUAUUGCUGACCUUAUAAAGAAGUGGAGUCUAAUAGUGAUAACAAUGAUGGAAACUGAUUUGCAACCUGAUAAUAUAAGUUACGACUAUAUAAAAAGUAUAAUUCGUACAUUUGUUAAUGUUGCACCAUCAGCUAAUCAUUUAUAUCUGCUUUGCGAUGUUCUUUAUAGUGAAUUUGGUUCUAAAUUGCCUCGUACGUUGUAUAUAGAAAUAUAUAUCAAAGCGUUAUCUACUAAUAUAAAUGAAAAAGAAAAAUGCAAACAAUUGAGUGAUGGAGAUGGAUCAUUUGAAUCAUUAAAAAAGUUAGUUCAAGGGUAUUUGAAAUUGGCUAAUCUACUUGAAGAUAUUUUAAGCAUAUGCCGAGAAUGUGUAUUAACGGCAUAUUCUUUAAUGCCUUCCAGUGAUCUAAUGAUGAGAGUAGAAAGUUUAGCUGUCAAAAGUGGUAAGCUGACUCCAAUAGAUCUAAAUAAUGUUCCUGAAUAUUCCUGUGGCAAAUCCAAAAAGGGAUCUACUUCAAAACUUAAACCUGGUCGUAAACGUAAAUCAAAAGUCUCUAAGUCUGAUAAAAACCCAAAAUCUAUUCUUGAUGCUUCUGAAAAAAAUUAUUCCAAGAUCCAUUCUGACCUUAGUGAAUUGAAUGAUCCAUUAACGCCAGUCAUGCAAGAAGACCUUAUUUCAAUUAUCAAGUACCCUCGUUAUGGGACAUUCAAUUGGAACCUUGAAUGGCCAAGAAUGAAAAUUAUAUGUCAACAAUAUUUAGAAAAUUUAGAUGUAGUGUUAAAGCGAAAUACACUUAAACGUUCUGAUUUAACAUAUCUUGACAUUGAUAUUGAUGAAUAUAACAAGUGGACAGAAAUAAAUAUGAAACAAUUAACGAACGAUAAAGGUUAUUUUAGCAGUGAUUUUAGUGAUUAUGAAGAGUCAAUAGCAUCAAUUGCUUCAUCAGGAGAAAUUGUAAGUUAUAGUACGAAUAAACCAUCCAAAGGUUGUUCUCGUAAACGAAAAAUUGGCUUACGUAAACGAAAGGCUGGUUCUCAAAAACGGCGCAAGGUAAGUCCUAAAAAUAAACCAAAACCCAUUAUUACUCAAACAAAACCUAGAGUUGGUUUGCGCCGAAGCUUAAGAUACAAUAAAAGUAUAAGUAUUGAUGAGACUGAUGAUUCAACUGUUGGUUCCUUGUUAAAUGAUGAAGCUCAAGCUCAAUACAAAGAUACAAAUUCUAAUGAUGAAAUUGAAGAUGAUUCUGUUGAUUCUGUUUUAGGAGAAACCCUCAUAGGAACUGUAAAAAAUGAUGGAUUACCUGUAAAAUUUAAACCUCAGUUUAAAUUAACACGAGAAAAAAGGACUGUCAGCAAAAAUCAACACAAAGACUUUGACUAUUCAUGGUCUCUCAGAAAAAAAGGAAAAUCUAUUAAAAAUGGUUUAUUAAUAAAUGAAGCACUUGAAAACAAUAAAAUCAAUUCAAUAAGAAAACCAUGUAAUCGUGACCAAACCAAAAGCUACUCUACUAAUUAUGAACUUCCACAUUCCAGUAAAGAACAUUUAAAUAUGUUAUCAAAACGAAUACCUCAAUUAAAUUCAUUCGCUUUUAUGGUACCAUCAAAUACAGAUCGCAUUGUUAAUGUAGUACAAAUUCAAACAACAUCAAAUACUCUAACAAAUGUAUCACAAACGCAAACAGAAAGAGUUUCAAAUCAUCAUUCUAAUAACGAAUUAGAAAAAAAACCCAGUGAAAAUCAAACUAACACUCAUUCGUUGGAUGAUUUUGUUUCUGUGUAUCAAUCUAAUUCGUUAAAUAAUAGCAUGAACUCUGUUCAAAAUGUUGGAAUUCAUCAAGGGGAGUGUAGUUUCACUGGUAGUGUAUCUGUAAGCAAUCAAAGGAUUACUACUGAUUCAAUUACAAAUGUUCACAAUACUGUUCAGCAAGAUUCAAAUAAACCAAUUGGAACACAGGAUGUGUUGUUGAAUCAAAAUCAAAUUAACUUGGAUCAUCAACAUUGGAAUGAUAUUCAACUACAAAAUUCUGGAGAGCGACUACAAUCUAAUAUUGAAAGUGCUGUACAUUUAUCCUCGAAUGUGAUAGUUCGAACAUCUGAUGUUAUAAAUCCAAGUCAUGUUACUCAAACUACUGGGCAAAUGACUUAUACUACCAAAAAGCCAUCUACUUAUUGUGUUAAAACACGAGACCGAUUUAUUGAUCUAUCAUUGCCAGCAUCAAUUUCUUCUAUAUCAACCAACAGUAAUCGUUCUACAAAUAUACCACUAGCAAUGAACACAAAUAAAUCAAACUUUGACUCAAAAAUUCAACAAAAUUCUCCAAUUCAAACAUCAGUCGGCUUGCAAGUCAAUUUUAACAACCAACAAUCUGAUGGUAUACAAAGUAUUAUGUCCCCAAACGAUCAAGCAACACAAGUAGGUUCCAACAUCACAGAUAAUUCGACUUCAACUAAAAUGUCUUUAUUAAAUGAUCAAAUAAUGAAUUCCGCAAAUAGUAGAAUAAACAAUUGCUCAAUUGUAAAUACUUCAUUUAUGAAGGAAAAUUCAUUUGAUAAUUUAAAAUCAAACAAUCCUAUGAUAAAUCCAGUUUCAAGUAUACAGACUCAAACCUGUGUUGGUUUACGGCUACCUAAUGAAGUUUCUCAUCCUAAUGCUUCAGUUAUAUCAUUGAUGAUUGCUUCAACUCAAAGUCAGGUUAUUAAGUCCAAUGUACAUAAUUCAGUUUACACAUCCCCACAUAAUCAAAGAAUGCAGUUGAAUGAUUUAAGUCAUACUUCUCAAACAAAUAGAUCUGAUGAACAAAAGAAAAUUGACAAUCUAAAACUCAUAAGCCAAACAUUUACUGCUACGUCAGAAGCAAUUAAAUUUGUUACCAGUAGUACAGAAUCGCAACGUCUUAUUCAAAGUACAGAUAAAAACAGUACAUCAAAUCUUGCUGUUUUUCAAAAUUCUUCAGAAGGUGUAUCGCAUAUCAGCCAAGAAAAUGAUUUAAGUUCUAAAUCAUCAACUAGGGGACGAGGUAAUAUGAGAACUUACGAAAGUAAAACCAGAGCUCUUAAACAAGCUAAUAUGUCUGAUAUGUUUGUAUUUGAGAAAGGAACAUUAUAUGCAGUUCAAGACGAUAAUGUUAGUCAUAUAGAGCCUAACAAAUCGGUUAUCUCACCCAGAAAUAAUACUUCAAAUAAUGUGAAAAUUCAAAAUCGACAGUCUAAAGAAUGUUUGGAAAAGCCAAAACUUUCCCCAAAUGCCUCUCCAAAUAUCACAAUUACAGGAUCGAUGUUACCAAGAUUUCAACAAGUUUUCGGUAAAACUAAAUUUCCGAAUUCAACUGUUAUUAAUGACACUUCAUCUCUGUGUUCAAAUAGUGCGGCAAGUAAUCUCUCUUCAAAUCUUGGGCCAAUUGUUAAUCGGACCAAUAUACCAACGCCGCGAGUGUAUUCGUCUUCAAAAGGUGUACAGACUAAUCAUGAUGUUGACACAAUUAGCUCUAAUAUGAAUUGUAUUCCACCAAAAGUAGUAGAAAAUAAGCUUCAGCAUACUGUUAAUAUGUCAAAAUCUAGUAAUGUUAUGGCGAUUGGAAACAACAAAAACAAUGUUAUAAUGACAUGUAAAGCCGUCACUUCUGCGAACAAUAUCCCACAAGUUUCAGCCUCAUCAUCUACUCAUCAAAUUCUUACUACCAACAUUGAAAUUAAAAAAGGACUCUCUAGUAUGCCUAUUUCAAAAGUUUCAACUACAUUUACAACUAGUUGUAUAAAUUCAUCAAUAGCAUCAUCUAGUUCUAAUUUAAUAUAUUCAAUUCCUAUACUAAAUGACUCUAAAUCUACUAAUAGUAAUAUAGAUAAACCUUUACAAGGUGUAACACAACUACAAAGACAACUUAAGAUGUCCCCAUCAAUAAUUCAAACAGUGUUACGGAAACAUCCUACUUGGCAACAAAAUAGUUUUCGUCAGGGUAAACAAAGUACAGAAGUACAGACAUCCUCAAUAGAAAGAAUUUUACCUGCAAGUGUGGCAAAUAUUGUCAAAACUACUAUAGAGUCUUCAAAUAAUAAAAUAUCGAUAAGUACUAUUAAACCAAAUCUUCCAGAAACUAAUGUUAGCACUUUGAUGAUGGAACAAGUAAGGGAGUUCGAAUCAGUUUUAGAAGAAGUACGGAAAACUUCAUUGAUGAAUGAAAUGAGUACAGCCAGUAUGUUACCACAAAUAAAUCAUGAAAUAAUACAAAUUCCUUCUCCUACAGAAAAUGUUGACUUACUUAAUACUGAUAGUAAUCAAACAUUAUUUCCUUUGAAUAAAAAAUCAAAUAUAAACAGUGAACGAGAUCGUUGUUCAUUUUCAUUUUUGAAUCAAACAUUGUCAAAUGUAAAUGAUUUGGCUAGCGAAGAUAAAGAACUAGUUACCAUACAACCAACUAUAAUUUCAGUGCGAAGUGUUACUCCCACACCCCCUUUAACAUCACCUAAUAACAACAAUGUGUCUGUGAAUCCAGUUGAUUCACAGUGUGCUAAACAGCAGAUUGCAAAUAAAGUAAAACCUGUUAUUAAGACACCAGCAAGUUCUCCAUCAACUUCAGCUGUAAAAGUUCCAGUUUUGCAAAAACCUUUGCCUAAAUUACAAGAAGAUGAACAGACAACUCAGCGAAUAUAUGCAAUACUCGAUAAAUAUGCUGAACAACUACGUAAUUCGCCCGAGUUGAAAAAUAAACCAGCACCUAGACGUAGAACCAAUCCACCAACAAAUCCAAGCCUGAAUGCCAAACGAAAAAAAACGAAUCAAUUAAAUUUAAAAACAUGCUCUCAACAAACAUCUUGCUCAUCAUCUGGUAUGGAAAUGAGUCCUACGUCUGAUAUGCAAGCUAUUGACAGUGAGGAUAGUUCUAAUGCUGUUAGUCAUUUUUCACAUAUUAUCAACUCUCCAUCCCGAAAUUCAGAUGAACAAUCUACAGUGAUUUCAGAAACACCUUUAAUUGAAAAUGCAUUAAUUAAUGUUAAUGAUGUUAUUAAAAAAAUUAAUAUUGAGGCUGAAAUGAAGUCUAAAGUUUCUCAAUCUACCCAAAUUGUUGUAAGUGGUACAUCUGGAUCUUUUUUAUCUAUACCUGAUGGUAAUGCAGCAAAUGUUAGACUUCUUGUCGCAGCAGGGAAUAAUCAAAAAAUGUACAGGUUGCAUUGUCCAGUAACUGGACCAGGACCUGUAGUUUUUCAUCAAAUUACCGCUAAGGAUUCUUGCUCAAAUGAUGUUAAAAUGGCUUCUAAUAUAUUAGGACAGAACAUUAGUGAAUCAACUAUCUUAUCAGCUUUAUCAGCUGAUGAUUUACAAAUUGCAAAUACAAGUUUAGGAAGUGAAAUUUUACAUAAUACUUUACAAAACUUUGAUCAUAAAAUAAAUAAACCUGAUAUUCUUUUGGAGUCAAUGGAAAAAGCUCAAGUACUUGAUAAUAAUGAAAAACAAUUGUCAUUUCCAGUUAUGAAAAAAAAUCAAGCAUCUCAAAGUACAUUUAGUGUCAUACAUACUCUACCAUGUACACCGAAAUCAGAACCAACUGAUAAUAAUGAAUUAUUGACCGAAGCUCAAAAUAAUAUCUCAGAAUGUAUUCAUAAAGACUAUUGUGAUAAUGGACAAAAUACAAACAUGAACCAAGAACAGAUAAAUAUCUCUAAUAUGAAUCAAUUUGUUGAUAAACAUGAAAAAUUAAGUACAGCUCUUAAAAAUGAGUCAUCUUAUGAAGAUAUUGAGUUUCCAUCAUUUGACACUCAUGAAGAAGAAGAAACUAAUGAAAACUUGACCAUUAUUACUAAUACAAAUAGCCAACAAAAUACAUCUAAUUCAGAUGAAAACAAAUUGGAGAAUACAAAUGUUAAUCAAACUUUGGUUAGUUGUUUGAGCGACAAUAAAGUAUGUAAUAAUGUAAAUGAUGGGCAUGUUGUGAGGUGUGAGGAUGGUACAAUAGUUAAGCAAGAACACGACACAUGUGAUACUACCAUUGAGGCAAGAUCUAAUAUUUUAGAACUUGCGAGUCCUAAAAAAGUAGAAGGAAACAAAUCAAAUAUAGUGUUAGACAAUGUUGCUGCUGCUUCAGCUGCUGAAAUAAUUUCAACCGUCACUCAAACAUCAAAUUCUUAUAAACAAAAAGAUGAAUUUUCACUAAAAGCUGUUAAAAUGGAGUGUGAAUCAGAAAAUGAAAAUGAAAAUACAUUAAGUAAUACCGUGUAUAAUAUGUUAGAUAAUCAGUCUGCCAACAAUACUCAUACAAAAAUUGGAUCAUUGACGCUCCGUUUAAAAAAUGACAAAUCAGCACAAAAUUGGAUUAAUUGUUUAUCUAAAAUAAUGUUACCCGGAACUGAAAAAAUGCUGGAGGGUGAAAAUUUAAAACGAUUGCAGGAGUCAUUUCAACAUACCAAAAUUAAAACUUUUAAAGAUUUGAAAGUAUUUGUAUUUGAACAAUGUAAACAUUUUGACAAUAAUGUUGAAACCCCUAAAGAGUAUGAUUUGUAUGAAGAUAGUGAUGGUCUUGGUGUUGAUAAACCAAGCACAAACGAACUAUUUCCUGAAGUGGCCAUAUUAAAUGAUUUAGACAAAUCUACAAGUCCAACACUCUGCCUAUUACAAGCAUCUACGUCAAAGUCAAAUGAUACUAGUCCUUUACAAGCUAGGCGUAAAUCAGUUUUGUCUCACACAACCACAACUACAGUUAUUCCAGCUGGGGGGGAACUGACAACUGUUGCAUGUAAGAAAAACAAAACUAAAGUAUCAUUUUUAAAACAAGCUUUGUAUAAUGAAAUGAAUCAAGACUCUAAUGAUAGCGAGACAAAACCGUUUAUAAAUGGCAUUAAGACUGUUUUAGAUUCAAUUGAACAAAUUGAUUCAUGUCCAGAAUCACCAUCAAAUACUACUGCCAUGGAUUCAGAAACAUGUAUGUCUGAAGACAGUACUUCAACAAUUAGCAGUGGCACACCACAUUAUAACUUUCGCAAAAGUAAACGCAAAAAUGUUGAAGAAGAUGGAUUUAUUGAAUCCCAAGUAAUAAAACGAAUGUAUAGAGGUCGCACGUCAGAAGAAAAUGAAGAAAAAUCUGAAUUCCCUAAACUGAAUAAUAUUAAGACCCAGACACCUGAACAAAAGCCAAUAGUUGAAAAAAAAGAAUGUAACAAUAGAAGAAUAUCGAGUCGUCUAAAAAACAAUAAUGUCAAGAAUAAUCAGCAAGUAUCAAGCAAAUCUCCACAGCUAGAUAUUCCACCUUAUAAGCUAACAUCAACACGAGCGUCCCUUAGGAGAGUUUCUAGAAAAACUACUUGAUUAAUUUCAGAUAUUAAGUAUUCCAAUAAGUUAUUUAUUAAAUUCUACUUAAGUUACCAUUACUAAUGCUGGAGGAUUAUCUAGCUCAAAAAUCAGAAAAUCUG